This is a messenger RNA of Wasmannia auropunctata (little fire ant), 2545 nucleotides long. RefSeq names its product neogenin-like. NCBI's taxonomy places the organism in Eukaryota, Metazoa, Arthropoda, Insecta, Hymenoptera, Formicidae. The record is from RefSeq and is a predicted model, not a curated record. Gene Ontology annotation, cellular component: membrane. The transcript has 15 exons. Gene Ontology annotation, biological process: cell-cell adhesion. Gene Ontology annotation, molecular function: protein binding. The annotation marks the transcript as partial.
GACCCAAUGGAGGAGCCGCGUCCACUCGCCGUCCUGCUGCUGCUAGCUUUGUUGUUGACAGCGCUCGCACGAGUCAACGCGGGAGGCUUGGACUUCAUCAUCGAGCCGCGGGAUGUGGUGGUGGAGCAGGGAGGUCCUGCGAGGCUGGACUGCGAAGCGAAUAGAGACUUCGGGACGCCGAGUAUACACUGGCGCACGGACGACGGUCAGCCGAUUACGUUUAUCGGGGACAGUUAUCGAUCACAGCUAGCGAAUGGAUCCUUGUACAUAAGUAGCGUGUACGCCGGUAGUGCAGAGUUAACCGGAAGUUAUCAGUGCUUAGCUUCCAUAGACAAUGUCGGAGCGAUUGUCUCUCGGUCAGCCACAAUCAAACUAGCAAGCCUCCCCGGCUUUGAAAGAGAACCUCAGGACACCAUGGUUUAUCCGAGACAGAUUGCAUAUUUGAGUUGUGCACUGCCGGCUUCCUCGAGUUUGUUGAAGAUACAGUGGCUAAAGAACGAACAUCCUUUAGUACUCGAUAAAAGUCGAAUGACAAUUCUGCCGUCAGGCGCGUUGGAAAUCAACGAUGUUAACUAUCACGACGUAGGAUCGUACAGAUGUAACGCUAGCGGCUACGGCCAAUAUAGACUGAGCAACAAAGCACAAUUAGGAUUAUUAUCUAGUGACGGUUUCGAUGAGGGAAACAGCGCUCCGGUAUUCAUCGCACAACCUUUGCAACAAGUAGUCACCGAGGGGUCCGACGUGACCCUGGAAUGCGCUGCCAACGGCUUUCCGAAACCGGCGAUUUAUUGGCUUAAAGACGGCGUUGCUCUCGACUUGAUGUCACACGACUCCAGAUAUCGCGAAGUCGCAGCCUCUAGUCUCAUGAUCACGAGUGUCAAAGAAUCGGAUCACGGUUCAUAUCAGUGUCGCGCGGAGAACAUGGCCGAUUCUCUGGAUGCAGUUGCUGAGUUAAUCGUGCAAGUUCCGCCAAAGUUUGUAAAGAAGCCGGAGGAUAAAGUGGCGAGUGCGAGACAAGAUUUAGAAUUCGAAUGCGAGAUCUAUGGAAAACCGGAACCGAAGAUUAACUGGCUGAAGAAUGGCGAGCGUAUCACGUUGAGCACAUACUGGCAAAUUGUCAAUGGACACAAUCUGAAAAUCAAUGGACUGUUACCCAUAGAUGCAGGGAUUUUCCAGUGCGUGGGGAUGAAUCCUGCUGGUAGUGUUCAAGCCUCGGCGCGUCUCAUAAUUAAUCAGCCCAAGGAAUCGGAUAAAACAACUUCCAAGACAGUUCCUAAAAAGAAAUAUUUGCGGCAACAGUUGUAUAAUAAGACGUGGCAACAUCCGAGUACUCUCCUAGGACAUAUUUCAUCGGGCAAAUCGAGUCCGCCGCUUUCGAUAAGCCCCUCCGACGAUCCCGCGGAUCUCCUGCCGAGCUCAUUUAAGUAUCCUAAUCCCCUUUUCGAUCCGGAAUCCCGUUUUGUAGAUGAUACAGAUAUCCUGGAAGCGUUCGACGGGGGUGGCGUACCCUCUCCGCCGAGGAACUUGAGCCUCGUCAUUGUUACCGCGAGAUUCGUCACGCUACGCUGGCAGGAGCCGGACAACGCAAACAGCGACACCCUUAAUUAUUUCAUACAUUACAAACAAGAAGGGGCCAUGAGGGAGAGAGUUGUCAACACGCAGCAGAAACUGGAAGCCAUGAUACGCGGUUUACAGCCCAGUAUGACGUAUCAGUUCCACGUAGUCGCGCACAAUUCUCGGGGGAGCAGCGCUCCUAGUGAAGUAUUACAAGUUACAACGCUGAUAGAGGCCAACGUUCCUGGACCUCCGAUGAAUCUGGAAGGCCACGCGACAAGUAGCAUGAGUAUUACUCUAUCAUGGGAGGAGCCGCAAGUUAUUAACGGCCGAAUAUCCAAAUAUAUUAUUACAUUUAUGGAGGGUGACGGAGAGGAGAUAACGCGUGAAACUACUAGUACAACGUAUGAAUUGGUAGAUCUCGUGCCUUAUACGGAAUACAGUAUUAGAGUUCAAGCGGUCAACGAGAAUGGCCCGGGCGCGUUCAGUAAGGAUAUCGUGAUACGGACUCACAGCGCACAACCGACGCAACCGCCGCAUAACGUUACCUUAGAAGCAGCUAGUUCAACGAUAGCUAUAGCCACGGCUACGCCGAUCGUGAAUAGCAGCAUGUCGCAGCCGACCAUCCACACCUCGUGCAGCGACACAUCGUCGGUGAGACAGAACUAUCCGCGAACGGUCGCGCAAUACAGCUUGAAUCGCGCGCACGUCACGUUGGAACCAACUCCAGAAUCCAGCCCGGAUUCUUGUAACAUACCUAGCUCGACAUACGAGCCGUUACAGAGUCAAUUGUCAUAUACGAGCGGGCAGUCGUACAGUGGAAACGCCCAAUACGCCCCUGGUCAUUACGGCAACAGCACUCAACCGAUGAGCAGCGCCGUGGAGAGCAACGCUAGCAAGCGGUUGCAAGGGCAUCCUCUUAAGAGCUUCAGCGUGCCGGCUCCUCCGCCGCAAAGUGCCCCUUCGACACCGGCACAGCAGAAGCACGGUG